Molecule: messenger RNA, 648 nt
Organism: Rotaria socialis
Lineage: Eukaryota; Metazoa; Rotifera; Eurotatoria; Philodinida; Philodinidae
Source: the annotation of a GenBank genome assembly
AUGAAUAAUCCUAGUCAAGGAGAGUCAUCAAAUCACGGAUUUUUUUCAAGAGUUUCUAACUUUUUUUCAUCAAAUAGUGAACGUCUAACAGUAUGCCCAAAUUGUGAUGUCUAUUUGAUAGAAACAGUUAUGAUAGAACAUUUAAAACACUGUGAAAAACUGACUCAUACGUUUCAAGCACCUGAUGGUACUGUAGCAUCAAGGAGUUAUGCAGAUAGAGAUCAAAUACAUGACAUAACAUUCAAACCAGUUCCUGAUAAUUUAACACCGCAUGUAAAUCAUGGUCAGAGUUUUCAACAGACAAGAAUGGCUCCACGCCCAGAACAACACGAGUACAAGGCUCCCAUUAUCAAACACCCUCAAGCUCCUCCUGUGCCACCAGUUGAUAAUACAAGUAUCAACCAACAGUAUAAUCGGUCGUGGAACUUAGCCGAUGAGAAACCAGGAAAUUGUCAAUUCUGUGGUAAUCUUAGUAAAGGAAUAAAUACGAUUAAACAUGCUAAAGAAUGUCAAAAAGUGAAUUAUGCUUUUCAAUCCUCCAAUGGUGCUAUGAGAUCGGUUCAUUAUGCAGGUAAUAAUACAAAUUUUGGAAAAAAAUUGUCAGAAGCUGCUACUCACAAUUAUGGCGAUAAUAUGGAGACUGAUUAA